Nematostella vectensis (starlet sea anemone) is the source of this 3179-nucleotide messenger RNA. Its product is annotated as dynamin-1. Gene Ontology annotation, cellular component: membrane; microtubule; cytoplasm. The transcript has 22 exons. The coding region runs from base 151 to 2631 and encodes 826 amino acids. NCBI's taxonomy places the organism in Eukaryota, Metazoa, Cnidaria, Anthozoa, Actiniaria, Edwardsiidae. Gene Ontology annotation, molecular function: microtubule binding; GTPase activity; GTP binding. The record is from RefSeq and is a predicted model, not a curated record.
CGCGAAAGGCGGCUCUUAUUUCCGUUUCGCCGGGCCUCUGGAGUUCAAGAAAACUUGUAAAGUCUGCAAAAGAACGCAUUGAAAUCCCCUUUGUCCUUAUAAACUCCACAAUUUGAGCCACUUCCGAGUGGCUUUAGAUAGUCUGCCGUCAUGGGGAAUAAAGGGAUGGAAGAUCUGAUACCAAUAGUCAACAAAAUUCAAGACGCUUUUGCCUCUAUCGGGUACAGCUCUAUGAUAGAUCUGCCACAAAUUGCUGUAGUUGGUUCACAGAGUGCGGGGAAAAGCAGCGUUUUAGAGAACUUCGUUGGGAAGGAUUUUUUGCCCCGGGGCUCUGGUAUUGUGACAAGAAGACCCUUGAUUCUGCAACUACAACCUUCGAAAAGCGAGUAUGCUGAGUUUCUUCACUGUAGGAACAAAAAAUUCACAGACUUUGGCGAAGUGCAAAAGGAAAUUGUCGCUGAAACGGACAGAGUGACUGGUGGCAACAAGGGAAUCUCAAAUAUACCAAUAAACUUGAGAGUGUAUUCUCCAAGUGUUUUAAGCCUGACGCUGGUCGAUCUUCCUGGAAUGACGAAAGUUCCUGUUGGUGACCAGCCAGCAGAUAUUGAAUUCCAGAUAAGGUCCAUGCUAUUGGAGUUCAUUACCAAGGAAAACUGCCUAAUCCUGGCCGUGUCACCAGCAAACAGUGAUCUGGCAAACUCAGAUGCACUCAAAAUUGCACGAGAGGUUGAUCCCCAAGGGGCCCGUACUAUUGGUGUCAUCACCAAACUGGACUUGAUGGAUGAGGGGACUGAUGCGCGUGAUAUUCUUGAGAACAGAGUCCUUCCCCUCAGGAGAGGUUACAUCGGCAUUGUAAAUAGAAGCCAAGCUGAUAUUGAUGGUAGGAAAGACAUAAGGGCCGCACUGGCAGCAGAACGUAAAUUUUUUCUCAGUAACCCAUCCUAUAGGCAUAUGGCAGACAAGAUGGGGACACAAUAUUUGCAAAAAGUUUUAAAUCAGCAACUGACAAAUCAUAUAAAAGACACACUUCCUGCUCUGAGGAGCAAGCUUCAAGAUAACCUACUUGCUUUGGAGAAGGAAGUGAAAGGCUACGAGAAUUACAAUCCUAGGGAUCUGUCAGUCAGAACAAAAGCCCUCAUGCAGAUGAUGCAAACAUUUAGUGCCGAUUUUGAGAAAGCAAUUGAAGGGUCUGGAGACUCUAUUAACACGGUGGAGCUAUCUGGUGGUGCCAAAAUCAACCGAAUCUUCCAUGAGCGCUUCCCUUAUGAGUUAGUCAAGAUGGAGUUUGAUGAAAAACAGCUUAGAAGAGAAAUCAUGUUUGCCAUAAAAAAUAUUCAUGGUAUUAGGGUUGGGCUUUUUACUCCAGACAUGGCAUUUGAGGCCAUUGUUAAACGGCAAAUUGACAAACUGCGCUCACCAGCCAUCAAGUGUGUGGAUAUGGUGAUGACGGAACUAACAUCUGUCAUUCAGAAAUGCGCCACUCAGAUGGCCAAGUACCCAUUGCUCCGAGAUCAAGUAGAGCGUAUUGUUAUCGAUCACAUCAGGAGUAAUGAGGUCACAACUAAGGAACAGGUCCAGACUUUCAUUGAGUUGGAACUAGCCUACAUCAACACCAACCAUCCGGACUUUGUUGGUUUUGCAGAAGCACAGGCCUCGGCGUCAAAUUAUGAGAAGAAAAAGACCAGGGUCACUAACCAGAUCAUACGCAAGGGGUGGCUCACCGUAUCACAGGCUGGGUUUAUGAAAGGUGUUGGCAUGGGCUCCAAAGAGUACUGGUUUGUUUUGACAGCUGAAACCUUGACGUGGUAUAAGGAUGAGGAGGAAAAAGAGACAAAAUACCAGCUCCGCCUAGAUGGUGUAAGGUUGCGAGACUUGGAGGCAGGCUUCAUGUCCAAAAGGGUCUCAUUUGCCCUCUUUAACCCUGACACAAAGAACCUGUUUAAGGACCACAAGCAGCUUGAGCUGUCGGCAGAUAAUCAGGAGACGGUGGACAGCUGGAAGGCGUCAUUUCUACGCGCUGGUGUCUAUCCUGAAAGAGAGAGCUCAGAGGAUAAGAGCCUUCAAGGGGAGAUUGGCACGCUGGACCCACAGAUGGAACGGCAGGUGGAGACCAUCCGCAACCUGGUGGACUCUUACAUCCGUAUCGUCAGCAAGACCAUACGGGACCUUGUGCCCAAGACCAUCAUGUACAUGAUCAUAAAUAACAUAAAAGAAUUCAUUGCCGCAGAGUUGCUUGCGCAUCUUUACUCCUCUGGGAAUGUGAGUGACCUCAUGGAGGAGAGUGAGGAAGAAGCCCAGCGCCGCGAAGAGAUGCUCAAGAUGUAUCACAGCACCAAAGAGGCCUUGCAGAUCGUGGGCGACAUUGACACACAUACCAUUUCAAUUCCAACCCCACCCCCCGUGGACAAUAGCGACUUUGAUCCAAGGGGAUCUUAUCACAGCCCUCAAGUGCCUAGACGCCCUAUGUCAUCAGGUGGUGCGCUCCCUGCGCCACCCUCACGGCCUUCAGCCCCAAGCCGCCCAGCUCCCUCCCGGCCCGACAGGGAACUCAGGAGACCACCAGCCCCUCCUAAACCAGGCGGAGCACCCCCAAUUCCGGGUCGUCCACCAAUCCCGUCGCGUCCUACGUAAUAUCGCACUCUGAUUGGUGGCUCUAGCGUGCAAGGGCGGCGAUGAUUGGUCAGAUACUUUAAUUUGGUGCUUUUUACUUAGGAUGGGGUGGUUUUGAUACUCACCUUAAAAAAAAAAAAACGGCCAGCCACUGUCAUUUGAAUAGGGGAAAGUGGUGAUACUCACUCAAACUUCGUCAGUGCGUCAGGGCUACAAUUACGACACCAUCGGGUGAUUUUGAGAUCCAUGUCAAGUCAAGGACAAAGCUCCCUGCUGAGUCCCUAUGGAGUUGUCAAUAAAUACACCGGGUCAAUCCAAGAACGCUAAGAAUUCACACUAGAGACAACCUUUACGGCUCUAUUGUAAAUUCAGCAAAUCAUAGUUGUCCAUUUGUUUGUUGCGAUUUUUCUCUAAUGAAAUAAUAUAAUUUGGAAUGCUUUUAUAAUUAAUUCAAGCCGGAUCCCUUCUGGUUCCAGCUCUGUAAAGUGUGGCUAUGGAAUGCUUGUAUCAAAAUCGUGGUAUACUGUAGAUGUACAAUUAGUUAAUUAAAAAAUAUCAAGAGUCUCGUU